CUCCUCCUCCCCCGCCCGCCGCCUUUUCCCCGCCACCACCGCUGUCCGCUCGCCCGGCUCAGCCCUGCGGAGUUCGGGGUGGCGGCGCCCCGGCGCCGGCCAUGGCCGUGCCAGCCGCACUGCUCAGCCCCCACCACCUCCUCUCCUUCUGCUUCCCCGCCGCUGGCGGCCUCCUGGGCUAUGCCGACCUGGAGAAGGGCUAUGAGGGCGGCGGAGGAGAUGCGGAGGACUUUAAAGAAGCCACCAGGGACCUGCUGAGCUUCAUCGACUCGGCCUCCAGCAACAUCAAGCUGGCGCUGGACAAGCCGGUGAAGUCCAAGCGGAAGGUGAACCACAGAAAGUACCUGCAGAAACAGAUCAAGCGCUGCACCGGCAUCAUCGCCGCCGCUCCGCCGCCACCACCCGCUCCGCUCCCGCCGGCCGCCGCUUCCUCUUCCCCUCCCGCUGCCUGCCCCGCCAAGCCCCCGCCGCGCCGGGAGGCCUCGCAGGCGGCCAGCAGCCUCCAGAGCAAGAGCCUGGCGGCCCUCUUCGGCUCCCUACAGCAGGGCCGAGGGCCGGCGGGCAGCGGCGGAGAAGCGGCGGGCGGCGGAGCGGUGGGAGGCGGCGGCGGAGCUACGGGCGGCCCGCGGAAGGUGCCGCUGCGGGACCGUAACCUGCCGCCCUCCUUCUUCACGGAGCCGGCGUUGCCUCCGGCUGCCCGCGGGCCGCCGCCGCCAGCCAAGGAGCUUGAGAAGGGCGGCGGUGGAAGCGGCGCAGAGACGACCGAGUUCUUCGAGCUACUGGGCCCCGAGUACGGUGCGCUGCUGCCCGAGCACGCCGCUCCGCCGGACGCCUUCCCUGGAGGCGGCACCCACCGCCUGCCAGCCGAGCUGGGCCUGGAGCACGGCCUCUACGAGUCGCCGCUGCCGCUGCCCGCCGCCCACCACCCGCUGCUGGGCGGGCUGCUGUAUCCCGAGCCACCCUGGAGCCCGGCCGGGCCCUGCAGCCCGCCCAAGAAGGCGCCAGCCGAGGCGCUGCGCCCACUCUACCCUGGCGGCGGGGAGCCAACCCCCGGCGGCGGCGGUGAGGAGCCCGGCGGGCACCUCUCGGCUGGGUUCGCCCCCUUCUUCCCCGAAUGCUCGCUGCCGCCGCCGCCGCCGCAGGUGUCUUACGACUACAGCGCCAGCUACCACCGCUCUGCUUUCUCUGGCCUGUAGGACCACGCCGAGGGUCUCGGCCCCCGCCCCGAACCGCUCCGCCCGGGACGAUGAAACGCAGGGAAGGGGGAGCCAGCCCGGCCCUGGGGACCUGAGAGACGCUCCGAGUAGAGCGGGGGCCUCCCAGCGCUCACUCCCGGGCAGCAGGCUCCGCUCGCCCCACCAAAAGUCUGUCUGUGUCCCACCCGAAAUCACAGCCACGGCUCCCGCAGGAUUCCCCCUUGUGCUCCACGAGCUGCAUCCUCCUGCGGUUUGGGAGACGCUACAAAGAAACAGUGAAAUGAUGCGUUACUUCAGGUGUUUGUCUAGCGGCCGGUGACUGCCUUUCCUUAGCCUUCCCUAGGGGUCGGAUGCUGUCUUACUGUAGGCGGACGCGGCUCGGUGUACCUGUCUUACGCGACCUUGCAGCGGGGGCUGCUCUUGAAGGCAGCCGUGACCACUUGUACAUUAUUUCAGUCUAAAACUGCCCACUCCUGGGGGGCUUUUACCAUUCCUCCCCGGCUCGUGUGCAUCGCAACUGCUGGCGGGCGCUCAGCUGAGGACACAAAGGCGAGUUGAGAAUGUCAAGUGAAGCAAAAUCUAAAAUGCUGCUACCAAAACUUAGUGUCCUGAAGCGUAACAGUGUCCCGCAGCACCUUGCAAACGGCAGUUUACAGCGGUACCUAAGUUAAUUGAUGGCGUAAGAUGGGGACAAAAACGUACUGUAGCCACUGCAGCGAUGUGAUUCCUACAGACCCGCUGGAUUUCUUCCAGGAAUGUGUCAAAGCUCGGAAAACAGCGCGGCUCGGUCUCAUUGUGUACAGGAGAUUAUUUGAUAAUCAUUUAAGUUAUGUAAAAGAGUCUAUGAUAGGUCCUAUAAAAAUAAAGCGACACAAUAGUUCUAA
Messenger RNA from Pogoniulus pusillus (Red-fronted tinkerbird), 2080 nucleotides. It is a transcript of the gene FAM181B, whose product is annotated as family with sequence similarity 181 member B. Bases 102 to 1196 code for a protein of 364 amino acids. The record is from RefSeq and is a predicted model, not a curated record. The transcript has a single exon. NCBI's taxonomy places the organism in Eukaryota, Metazoa, Chordata, Aves, Piciformes, Lybiidae.